AAAAGAACUUGGCCGUGAACUUGACGGAGCCGCUGCAACAACACUUCCUGAAUCGUUUGCUGACUUUGUUCUAAUUCUGUUUUUUUCACUUCGCUUUGUUUUCUGUUCAUGUAGCAUAAAUGUGGAAACGUUCUCGCAGAGCUUCGGGUUUCGGCACCUUCUGCCUUUGCGUUCAUUGCUAGGCGAUGGACGGCCAGCAGAUUCAGGUGAGCGACGAAGAGCCCGUAGUCCUGCGAGAAGAGACCCGGAGGAGGAGGAGAAAGAAAGCCAUCACGUCGUCCUCCUGCUCCUCCAUGGAUCAGAUCAACAUUGAGUUCAUCCUGCCGACUACGGCCCGCGGUGGAAGCAGCCCGGACACCGUGCUACUGGAGGUUUCUGGAAACUGGACAGUGGAACAGGUGAAAGCUCAGGUAUGGUUGAGGGCCGUGGCCUCCAACCUCUGUCCUGACUUCUACCAGCGUUUUUCUCCUGACCACUGCAUCCUGCUCUACCAGAAGAAAGGCAGCGUGUGCGAGAUCUAUGACAAACACCAGGUCUUCCAGACACUGGAUUGCAUUCGUUACUGGAAAGCUCUGAAGAAGGACAUUGGUCGAAUUCAGUUGGUUCCCCGACCUCAGCCCUCAGACGAGUCUCUCCACUACCAACGCUACCUCAACCACCUGAUUGGGUAUGACGUGACAGAUGUGAGCAAUGUACAUGAUGAUGAGCUAGAGUUCACCCGCAGGAAGCUGCUAACUCCGCGGCGCAUUGAGCUGUCUGAGCGUGACCCAAGAGUCUACUCCAUGGAUCCCUGGGUGACCUGCAAGUUGCUCCCGGAGCAUUUGCUAAGCAAAGUCAAUAAUGGCUACAUCCUGGUGGUGAUCCACAUACGUUUGGCCAGUCAGACCAUCAAGGUGUCAAUAACUGACACUCCAUCACAAGUAUUGGCCAACUUUUUUGCCAAGACGGCAAAUAAGAGAGUUUUGCUGGGCAUCCCCGACAACGUGUGUGAGGCGGACUUUGUGCUUCGUGUAUGUGGCAGGGAGGAGUACCUGUAUGGGGAUAAACCGUUGCAAAACUUCAACUGGAUCCGUCAGUGCUUGAAGAACAAUGAGGAGAUCCACCUGGUUCUGGAGUCGUUGCCUGAUCCCGAUCUUGAUUUGGUUCAGAAGGAGGAUUGGGCUCAAGUGGAUGACUGCACUGGAGUAGCAGGUACCCAUGAGCAGUUAACCAUCGACGAGAAGGACCAUGAACGUGUGUUCACCAUCUCCUUGUGGGACUGCAACAGAAAGUUCAGAGUCAAGGUGCUGGGCAUCGAUAUCCCAUCCUUGCCCAAAAUUCCAGAGCUGGUUGUCUUCAUAGAGGCUAGUAUCUUCCACGGCCAGCAGCUUUUAGCCCAGGAAAGGACAAUCUCCAAAAUCUUCACUGAGGAAGUCCUGUGGAACUGCUGGUUGGAGUUUAACAUUAAGAUCAGAGACUUGCCAAAGGGAACACGCCUCAAUCUCCAGGUUGUCUGUGGGAAGUCACCCCAGAUUGCAACCGCCAAAGGAGGUUCCAGCUACCUGGAUAAUACAGCAGGAGGAGGGGCCAACUAUGAUGGGAAGACCAAGAGUCGUCUUCUGUACUAUGUCAACCUGCUGCUGAUUGACCAUCGCUCCCUGCUUCGCCAGGGUGAGUACAUCCUUCACAUGUGGAAAAUGCCGGAAAAGAGUGAGGAGAGCAGCAGUAGCAUCAAUGCAGACAAACUCACCUCCGCCACCAACCCAGACAAGGCCUCCUCCAUGGCCAUCACCAUUUUACUGGACAAGUACUGCUACCCCGUGGUGCUGCCCAAGAGCCGCGAUGCAGGCCGAGACCUUGGCCCCGGAGCCGGAGAAGGUGAAGGAGGAGAAAGAGCUCAAAGAGAGAUGCCAAACCACCUCAAGAAACAGUUUGAGGCCAUCGUGGCAACUGACCCCCUACAUCCUCUUAGUCCUGAAGACAAGGAGCUGCUUUGGCACUUCAGACACGAGUGUAUGCGCCACCCCAGGGCCUAUCCAAAGCUGUUGAGCUCCAUCAGGUGGGGGAAACAGGAAGACGUUUUGGCGACACACUGUUUGUUGGAGCGCAGCAGUGCAUGGGACAGCAGUGGUCUGGAUGUUGGCCUGGCCAUGCAGCUGCUCGACUGCCAUUACUCAGACGCUCAAGUUCGCUCCAUGGCUGUCAGGAAGCUGGAGACUCUGGAAGAUGAUGACGUGCUCAGAUACCUCCUGCAACUUGUACAGGCAGUCAAGUUUGAGCCGUAUCACGACAGCGCUCUGGUCAGGUUCUUGCUGAAGAGAGCCCUGAGGAGUAAGCGUAUAGGACAUUUUCUCUUCUGGUUCCUGCGCAGUGAGAUCGCUCAGUCCAUGCACUACCAGCAGCGGUACGCUGUGCUGCUGGAGGCCUACCUCAGGGGCUGCGGCGAGUCCAUGCUGCAAGACUUCAGGAAGCAGGUGCAGAUGACCGAGGCUCUGCAGAAGGUCACUAGGGAGAUCAAAGCCAUGUCUGCUGACAAGUAUGAUGUCACCGCACAAGUGGUGUUUCAGCUGCGCCAGAAGCUGGAGACUCUGCAGUCAUCUGGUCUUCCAGAAAACUUCAGAGUUCCUUAUGAUCCUGGACUGCGAGCUGGAGCUCUGCUGAUAGAGCAGUGUAAAGUGAUGGCAUCGAAGAAGAAGCCGCUGUGGUUGCAGUUUAAGCGGGCCGACCUCACCACCCUGUCCAAAGACCCCAUCGGCAUCAUCUUCAAAGAUGGUGAUGACCUCAGACAGGACAUGCUCAUCCUGCAGAUUCUCCUGAUUAUGGAGUCCAUCUGGGAGACUGAAUCCUUGGAUCUUUGUCUGUUACCGUACGGCUGCAUUUCCACCGGCAACAGAAUAGGUAUGAUUGAGAUCGUGAAGGACGCCACCACCAUCGCUAACAUCCAGCAGAGUGUUGUAGGAAGCACCGGAGCGUUUAAAGACGAGAUCCUCUAUCAGUGGCUGCGGGACAAAUGUGUCAGUGAGGACAAGUUCCAGCAGGCGGUUGAGAGGUUUCUCUAUUCGUGCGGCGGGUACUGUGUGGCCACGUACGUCCUGGGUAUCGGUGACCGCCACAAUGACAACAUCAUGAUCACAGAAUCUGGGAAUCUCUUCCACAUUGACUUUGGUCACAUCCUGGGAAAUUACAAGAGUUUCAUGGGCAUCAGUAAGGAGUGGGUUCCCUUUGUCCUCACGCCAGACUUCCUCUAUGUCAUGGGAACAUCGGGAAAGAAAAGCAGCCCACAUUUCCAGAAAUUCCAGGACGUGUGCGUGAAGGCUUACCUCGCCCUUCGCCACCACACCAACCUCCUCAUCAUCCUCUUCUCCAUGAUGCUAAUGACAGGUAUGCCUCAGCUGACCAGUAAGGAGGACAUCGAGUACAUUCGAGAAGCUCUCACCGUAGGCCGGAGCGACGACGAGGCACAGCGCCACCUACUGGACCAGAUAGAGAUCUGCCGAGAAAAAGGCUGGAUGGUUCAGAUCAACUGGUUUGUCCAUCUGGUGCUGGGGAUCAAACAGGGCGUGGAGAAAAGGUCCGCUUAAGAUGUCAAAAAAUUCCAUAAGAACACACAGAAUACACCCCCUUCCCCAUCAGAAAUGAUAUUUAUAUAAAAAAAUAUUGUGACUGGAUACUGAAAAGCAACAAAAACCAUGCACUUUGUUUUUAUAUCUUCUUUUAUGAAAAUGUCCUGAUACAUGACAGAAGAGGUGAUCCAUGUAAAACGGGCAUCAGAUCUGACUGGAUGUAAAUAAUCUGCAAUUCAGCUGUCGACAAUCUGGAAAAAACUGGAUUUUUAAAAAAAAUUUAAUAAGUGGUUGAAAUGAGAAAAAUAUAACAGAAAAAUAAUUGAGGUUUUGAACCUGUGUUGCUUCACAUCCAAACAGUUUCAUUUGGCACUGAGCUGCUUCCGUAUUGAUUCUCUGGAGUAGAAAAAAAAAACUUGCACAUUAGAAAAGCUGUUUAUAAUAACUCAUUGCACUCCUUUGGCGAAGUCAACCUACCGCAUCAAAUGGGAACAAAUUUUUUUAAACUCAUUUGACUAACGUGACACACAAGUCUUAACGAGUGCCACUCAUUUCUCUCCAUAACUUUAUUAAAUUUGGUGAUUCAGUGCCAUCAAAAACUUGAAUAAGAAGGAACUAUUUUGUGCUUGAAUGAAGACGGUGUAGCUAUCACAUAUUUGUCAACGUUUUUUUUAACGAUGGACAGAAACAAUAUAUUUUCCGUCUCACUGUGAAGUUAUGACUAAGGAACUAAACAGUUUUUGUUCAGUCAGAAAACUUAAAACUUGAGCAUUGUACUUCUAAACUCUUUAAAUAGCAUUUUUAACAUCAGGCUGCUUACUUAUUUUAUAAUCUCCAUGAAUAUAAAUGCAACACUUUUGAAUCAAUUUUGCACCAGAGUUUUAAAAAAAAAAAUUAAAAUUAAACAUCCUAAGAUCAUGUCUUGUAAAUUUCAAAUUUCUUUUUUUUUUUUUUUGUUGAAUUACUAUACAUAAUAGAUAUAAUGUUCCUCUAAAACCAUUUACAUUGAUAUGAAAACCAUUUCGGUUGUCAGAUUUCUAUUUAUUAAUUUACCAACUUUAACAUAUUUGAAAUGGUCAAUUGUUGCAUUUCUAUUCUUUGUCAGUGUCUGCAUGUUCGUGCAGAGGAAAUCCAGUUCUCAUGUUCAUGUUAUAUGAAUUUUUAAAUGUUUCAUUAAAUAUAACUGUCCUCU
This is a messenger RNA of Thalassophryne amazonica, 4734 nucleotides long. It is a transcript of the gene pik3cg, whose product is annotated as phosphatidylinositol-4,5-bisphosphate 3-kinase, catalytic subunit gamma. The transcript is spliced from 24 exons. Lineage: Eukaryota; Metazoa; Chordata; Actinopteri; Batrachoidiformes; Batrachoididae. Gene Ontology annotation, cellular component: phosphatidylinositol 3-kinase complex, class IA; phosphatidylinositol 3-kinase complex, class IB; plasma membrane. Gene Ontology annotation, biological process: phosphatidylinositol-mediated signaling; phosphatidylinositol 3-kinase/protein kinase B signal transduction; cell migration. Bases 186 to 3560 code for a protein of 1124 amino acids. Gene Ontology annotation, molecular function: 1-phosphatidylinositol-4-phosphate 3-kinase activity; 1-phosphatidylinositol-3-kinase activity. The record is from RefSeq and is a predicted model, not a curated record.